AUGGGUUGUUUCCACUCCAAAGUAAGAGAAUUCCCAAUGGAAGACCCAUUUGCUCUUGCAUCAGAGACAACUUUCAGUGUCAGUGAUGUUGAAGCAUUAUAUGAGCUUUUUAAGAGCAUCAGCAGGUCCGUCAUUGAUGAUGGGCUAAUAAGCAAGGAAGAAUUUCAAUUGGCAAUUUUCAACAAUAAGAAAAAAGAGAAUCUCUUCACAAGUCGGAUCUUUGAUCUGUUUGAUGUCAAGGGAAGAGGAGUGAUUGACUUUGGUGACUUUGUUAGAGCACUGGAUGUUUUCCACCCAAAUGCACCGAUGCAGGUCAAGAUUGACUUUUCUUUUAGGCUCUACGAUUUAGACAAUACAGGCUUUAUAGAGCGCCAUGAGGUCAAGCACAUGAUAAAUGCACUUCUUUGUGAAUCUGAAAUUAAGUUGUCGGAUGAAAUGAUAGAAACAAUCAUUAACAAGACUUUCUUGGAUGCUGACCCGAAUCAAGAUGGAAAAAUAGAUAAAUCUGAGUGGGAACACUUCGUUUCUGAAAAUCCUUCUCUGUUAAAAGUCAUGACACUACCCUACUUGAGGGAUAUUACAACUGCUUUCCCAAGUUUUGUGUUUCACUCGAAGGUGGAGGAUGAAAUUUCUGAAUAA
This is a messenger RNA of Abrus precatorius (Indian licorice), 639 nucleotides long. RefSeq names its product calcineurin B-like protein 1. The transcript is spliced from 8 exons. Gene Ontology annotation, biological process: calcium-mediated signaling. The coding region runs from base 1 to 639 and encodes 212 amino acids. NCBI's taxonomy places the organism in Eukaryota, Viridiplantae, Streptophyta, Magnoliopsida, Fabales, Fabaceae. The record is from RefSeq and is a predicted model, not a curated record. Gene Ontology annotation, molecular function: calcium ion binding; kinase binding.